AUGAGUCAAAAAUUCAAUAAGAGCCAAAGAUUUCUUUUUAAUUUAAUUGCACUAUCCCUGAGCGGCUCGAACGAUUCACCAUUCGAACCUGAACCGAUCGUAGAUGCCGAAGAACGUGAACGUCUUGGAAUGCUGGCACAACGCGAUUUUUUAAUCAGGAGUUAUGGAUUAGUGGAGCAUAUCUACUUAGCCUUAGAAAAGACUGGCUCUUUGCGUCAGAACGACGAGCGUAAGUACGGCAUGUAUGCUCGUGCUCAGCAGCAACAACAACAACAGGUGCACAAUCAACAUCUGCAUCAGCAGACAAAUCAACAAAAUCAGCAGCCAGCCCCACUCGGAUCCAUUCCGAUUACUGGUGCUCAGACGGCGAGAUCGGCGGUUCUUCCAGCCACUAGACAAAGACACUCGAGAACCUUGUCUCCUGGAAGCACUAAAGCUGCGAGUUUGAGUUCCAGGCCGCAGCAUGGAACGGCGCGUGUGCAGCAUUCUUCAAGUUUAAAAGCAUCUCUGAGUCUACAAUGCAACGAGUUGCCCAUGUACGUAAGAAAGUGGCCAGAAAUCGACAUGUCGGGAAGUAACACCAAUUCUCUUCCAGCAAACACCAACAGUCUCAAUUUUGUUAACAGCAGAGCUAAGGAACAUUCAACGUCGUCCACUAGUGUUCCUCAAGGGGCUGUCAAUAGAAAGAACGAUAGCAAUAUGGAUAUCAAUAAAGUUUACCAGAAAAUUGAUGAAGGUGAUAUUGUACAUUACAAUGGUAUACCCAUUGCUCAUGUGAAGCGCAUUGUUUUAUUUAACAAAUAA
This is a messenger RNA of Ctenocephalides felis (cat flea), 804 nucleotides long. RefSeq lists its product as uncharacterized. The transcript has 6 exons. The record is from RefSeq and is a predicted model, not a curated record. NCBI's taxonomy places the organism in Eukaryota, Metazoa, Arthropoda, Insecta, Siphonaptera, Pulicidae. Bases 1 to 804 code for a protein of 267 amino acids.